Messenger RNA from Plectropomus leopardus (leopard coralgrouper), 596 nucleotides. RefSeq lists its product as uncharacterized. NCBI's taxonomy places the organism in Eukaryota, Metazoa, Chordata, Actinopteri, Perciformes, Serranidae. The record is from RefSeq and is a predicted model, not a curated record.
GAUCUUUGCUGAGACAAUUUGAAGCAAAAUGUAUCCAGUCCGUUGGCUCUUUGCAGUACUCCUGACAGCUGGUGCCACUGAGCUUUGCUGUGGCGGACCUCUGCAUGCCCAGUGCAGUGUAGAAUGGUACUUUGCGAUCCCGUGCCAAGACGUUUAUGAAUCUCUGGUCUCACAGAUUAAGAAGUGGAGAACCAUGGCUGGCUGCAGCAUGGGGGGACAGAGGUGCCUGUACACGCUGCAAUCAGCCUCUGUACACUUCAUAGCAGCCAAACACACCACUCCCUUUAAGAAGUAUGUGGACAACAUAAACUUCAGGCUGGCCUCCUAUCACUUCUUCACUUGCUGUCACGUUUCGGCCAUGUCCAUCUCUGAGACCUGGUAUGCCAUUAAAGACCAUGGCACCAACUACUGCAACCUCUACAACCUCAUGGAAGGAAGUGGUCUAACUGAAGUUGAAGGUUAUAGAGAGAUCACCAGUGACUUCCUCUGCACCCAACGGUCCACUGCUAACUGCACUGUCUACUGACUGAAUAUUGGUGGUGACCACAGACCAUUAUGGUACAUCAAGAGUAAUCACUUACAAUUUAGAAUUUUUG